AUGGCACAGAAAAGAGUUCAGCUGCAUUCAGAGGAGUUCUAUUGUUCCAUCUGUCUGGAUCUCCUGAAGGAUCCGGUGAUGGUUCCCUGUGGACACAGCUACUGCAGCAACUGUAUUAAAAGCCACUGGGAUAAAGAGAAGAACAAAGGAUUCUACAGCUGUCCUCAGUGCAGAGAGAAGUUUAUGCAAAGACCUGACCUGAAGAAAAACAUCAUGCUAGCAAAGUUAGUGGAGGAUCUGAAGAACACUGGACUCCAAGCUGCUGCAGCUGAUCUCUGCUCUGCUGGACCUGAAGAUGUGUCCUGUGAUGUUUGCACUGGGAGGAAGCUGAAAGCUGUCAAGUCUUGUCUGGUCUGUUUGGCCUCUUACUGUGAGGAACACCUCCAACAUCACUACAAAGCAGCUCCACUGAAGAAACACCAGCUGGUGGAGCCCUCCAAGAAGCUCCAGGAGCAGAUCUGCUCUCGUCACGAUGAGGUGAUGAAGAUUUUCUGUCGCACCGAUCAGCAAUGUAUCUGUUACAUCUGCACCAUGGAGCAACACAGAGGCCAUGAAACAGUCCCAGCUGCAGCAGAGAGGACGCAGAAGCAUAAGGAACUGGAGGGGGGUCGACUAAACAUCCAGAGGAGAAUCCAGGAGCGAGAGAAAAACAUGAAGCUGCUUCAGCAGCAGAUGGAGGCCAUCAAUGUCUCUGCUGAUGAAGCAGUGAAGAACAGCGAGGAGAGCUUCACCCAAAUGAUCCGCUUCAUUCAGAAAAGAAGCUAUGAGGUGAAGCAGCAGCUCAGAUCCCAGCAGCAAACUGCAGUGAGUAGACUCAAAGAGCUUCAGAAGAAGCUGGAGCAGGAGAUCACUGAGCUGAAGAGGAAAGAUGUCCAGCUGGAGCAGCUGGCUCACACAGAGGACCACACCCAGUUUCUGCUCAGCUACCCCUCAGUGUCAGCACUCAGUGAGCCCACACACUGCUCCAGAAUCCAGACUGCUCCUCUCAGAUACUUUGAGGAUGUGGCAGCAGCUGUGUCAGAGAGUAGAAACAAACUACAGGACAUCCUGAGAGAGACAGGGACAAACAUCUCACUGAGAGCCGCUGAAGAGGAGCUUUUACUACCACAACCACAGACCAGAGCAGACUUCCUACAAUAUUCACAGCAGAUCACACUGGAUCCAAACUCUGCACACAGGCAGCUGUUAUUGUCUGACGAGAACAGAAAAGUCACUGUUUCAAGGAAAAGCCAUUCUUAUCCUGAUCAUCCAGACAGAUUCAUUGAAAGGUUUCAGGCUCUGAGCAAAGAGAGUCUGACUGGUCGUCACUACUGGGAGGUGGAGAGGAGAGGAGAAGGAUUUGACGUUGCAGUCUCAUACAAGAACAUCAGCAGAGGAGGGAGCUCUAGUGAAUGUGGAUUUGGAUUUAAUGACAAAUCUUGGGCUUUAGAGUGUGACUUUGACGGCUUUACAUUUUGGCACAACAGUAUGGAAACCCCCGUCUCCGGUCCUCUGUGCUCCAGAGUGGGAGUGUACCUGGAUCACGGAGCAGGUAUUCUGUCCUUCUACAGGGUCUCUCAGACCAUGACCCUCCUUCACAUAGUCCAGACCACCUUCACUCAACCGCUCCACGCCGGAGUUAACCUUUACUUUGGAGAAGGAGCUUCUGCAAAGUUCAUCAAACCUCAGUAG
Messenger RNA from Salarias fasciatus (jewelled blenny), 1671 nucleotides. Its product is annotated as tripartite motif-containing protein 16-like. Gene Ontology annotation, molecular function: protein binding; zinc ion binding. The transcript has a single exon. The coding region runs from base 1 to 1671 and encodes 556 amino acids. The record is from RefSeq and is a predicted model, not a curated record. Lineage: Eukaryota; Metazoa; Chordata; Actinopteri; Blenniiformes; Blenniidae.